AUGGUGGGGACGCGAUCGGGAAGAAGAACGUCCAGAAAUACCACCACAAUGGAGGAUGGGCAGGCUGUGUCAGUAAGACCGGAUAAGCCCGACGAAAACGAUACAUCGAGCGUUGUUGCGGUUUACGAUUUGCCCUCAGAUUCCUCUAAUGACACCAACUCUAGGAAUCCAAUGGGAUUUCAUAAGAAAUGUGCAUCCAGUGAUCUUGCUGAAGGAACUUCACUCAUUCAAAUUCCCUCCGGUUCGCGGCGUAGGAAAAGCCGUUCGUUCUCGGUUUCUUCUGAGAGCUCUCCGAAGAAGUUGGAUAGGCUUCAACCAUCCCGUAACGAUGACGAAAUGAACACCACUCCAUCUCACGUGGACGAUUCGACGACUGUUUUGCCAAACACCGCUCCCGCGAAGACCGGAGGGGAAGUAGCUUCACCUAACUCCGCUUUGAAAAGGAAGGAAAAGACAAAGAAAUGCUCUAUCGAGGUGAUUUUUGCUCAGUCGCAAAAUGAAGCACGUUUCAGGGCAGUAUCCGUGAUAGAUUCGUUUUGCAAGUGA
This is a messenger RNA of Ostertagia ostertagi, 546 nucleotides long. The record is from the annotation of a GenBank genome assembly. NCBI's taxonomy places the organism in Eukaryota, Metazoa, Nematoda, Chromadorea, Rhabditida, Trichostrongylidae.